Molecule: messenger RNA, 1928 nt
Organism: Myotis lucifugus (little brown bat)
Lineage: Eukaryota; Metazoa; Chordata; Mammalia; Chiroptera; Vespertilionidae
Gene: TRPV4
Product: transient receptor potential cation channel subfamily V member 4
Exons: 10
Biological process (GO): osmosensory signaling pathway; calcium ion import across plasma membrane; actin filament organization
Cellular component (GO): cilium; membrane
Molecular function (GO): calcium channel activity
Source: RefSeq, a predicted model, not a curated record
AUCUUUCAGCACAUCAUCCGCCGGGAGGUGACGGAUGAGGACACCAGACACCUGUCCCGCAAGUUCAAGGACUGGGCCUACGGGCCCGUGUAUUCCUCGCUCUACGACCUCUCCUCCCUGGACACGUGUGGGGAAGAGGCCUCGGUGCUGGAGAUCCUGGUGUACAACAGCAAGAUUGAGAACCGCCACGAGAUGCUGGCCGUGGAGCCCAUCAACGAGCUGCUGCGGGACAAGUGGCGCAAGUUCGGGGCCGUCUCCUUCUACAUCAACGUGGUCUCCUACCUGUGCGCCAUGGUCAUCUUCACCCUGACCGCCUACUACCAGCCGCUGGAGGGCACCCCGCCGUACCCUUACCGCACCACCGUGGACUACCUGAGGCUGGCCGGGGAGGUCAUCACGCUCUUCACCGGGGUCCUGUUCUUUCUCACCAACAUCAAAGACUUGUUCAUGAAGAAAUGCCCUGGAGUGAAUUCUCUCUUCAUCGAUGGUUCCUUCCAGCUGCUCUACUUCAUCUACUCCGUGCUGGUGAUUGUCUCGGCGGCCCUCUACCUGGCAGGGAUCGAGGCGUACCUGGCGGUCAUGGUCUUCGCCUUGGUCCUGGGCUGGAUGAACGCCCUUUACUUCACACGUGGGCUGAAGCUAACAGGGACUUACAGCAUCAUGAUCCAGAAGAUCCUCUUCAAAGACCUGUUCCGCUUCCUGCUGGUCUACUUGCUCUUCAUGAUCGGCUACGCGUCAGCCCUGGUGUCCCUGCUGAACCCGUGCGCCAGCAUGAAGGAGUGCGGCGAGGACCACGCCAACUGCACGGCGCCCACGUACCCCUCGUGCCGCGACAGCGACACCUUCAGCACCUUCCUGCUGGACCUGUUCAAGCUGACCAUCGGCAUGGGCGACCUGGAGAUGCUGAGCAGCACCAAGUACCCCGCCGUGUUCAUCGUGCUGCUGGUCACCUACAUCAUCCUCACCUUCGUGCUGCUGCUCAACAUGCUCAUCGCCCUCAUGGGGGAGACGGUGGGCCAGGUCUCCAAGGAGAGCAAGCACAUCUGGAAGCUGCAGUGGGCCACCACCAUCCUGGACAUCGAGCGCUCGUUCCCCGUGUUCCUGAGGAAGGCCUUCCGCUCCGGCGAGAUGGUGACCGUGGGCAAGAGCUCGGAUGGCACCCCGGACCGCAGGUGGUGCUUCAGGGUGGACGAGGUGAACUGGUCUCACUGGAACCAGAACUUGGGCAUCAUUAACGAGGACCCGGGCAAGAACGAGAGCUACCAGUACUACGGCUUCUCCCACACCAUGGGCCGCCUCCGGAGGGAUCGCUGGUCCUCCGUGGUGCCGCGCGUGGUGGAACUGAACAAAAACUCGAACCCAGACGAGGUGGUGGUGCCUCUGGACCACAUGGGGAACCCCAGCUGCGACGGCCACCAGCAGAGCUACCCCCCCAAAUGGAGGACUGAUGACGCCCCCCUCUAGGGGCUGCAGGCAGGGGCAUGGUCUCCGGCCUGCAGCCACCCCCUUCCCCUCCAGCCACCAUUUCAAGUCCACCUGCAUUUCCGCCACAUGUCCUGUUGACCCAGAGGUGAGGGCCAGGCAGACGCCAGGUUGGCCCUAGGACCCUCUGGCCCCAGGCUCCUGCCCCAGCUCCCCACCCCUCUACCCUCCACACCCAGGCACAGGGCUCCUGGCCGCCUGUCUCACUCCCAUGGAGUCACAUAAGCCAAAGCCUGGCCUCCCGCCCACAGGGGCUCCCCAGUCCCUCCAUUAUUUAUUUGUUCUGCUCUCAGGAAAAAAGCAUGACACCCCCCACCCCCGCCCCCCAAUGGAACCUGGCAGAGGCCUCAGGACCCUGUUCCGGGUCCCAGGUGCACCGCGGGCCCAGCACCCACCCCAUCCUGCGUCCUGGGCUGCACACAGCACCGGGAGCUGCAGUGAGGGGC